Molecule: messenger RNA, 1696 nt
Organism: Ilex paraguariensis (yerba mate)
Lineage: Eukaryota; Viridiplantae; Streptophyta; Magnoliopsida; Aquifoliales; Aquifoliaceae
Source: the annotation of a GenBank genome assembly
AAAUGCCAAACAUGAUGCCAUAGACAGAGAUGAAAAGCUUCGGACCAGACCAGCCACUGAUCCCAAGCAUCGUUCAAGCUUUGGGUCUCUGUUGUUGGACAACGAAGAUGAAAAGCUUUGGAUCAGAGCAGCCAUUGAUGGAAUUCAGAAAACCAAGUCCCAUGACAAAGUCAAGCAUUAUGACAUGGACAAAGUGGAAAAGCUUCGGAUCAGAGCAGCCACUGAAGCUUUUCUUGCAAAACUGUUUGCCAGCAUUUCUUCUGUUAAAGCUGCAUAUGCCCAGUUACAGUUUGCUCAGUCUCCGUAUGAUGCAGAAGGGAUUCAAUCUGCUGAUCAGUUGGUAGUUUCGGAGUUAAAAAAAUUGUCUGAAUUGAAGCAUUGUUACUUGAAGAAACAGUUUGAUGCUGCUUCUCCUGAAACUGCCCUAUUGUCUGCUGAACUUCAGGAGCAUAAGAGUCUUUUGAACACCUAUGAAAUUAUGGCAAAAAAGUUGGACUCUCAGCUUAAGCUCAAAGACUCGGAAAUCACCUUUCUUAGAGAGAAAUUGGAGGAGGACAAGAGAGAGAAAAAGAUGCUUGAAAAGAGAUUGAAUUCAAGUGGGCCAUUAUCCAUUCAUGACAAUCUUCAUUUAUCAGGCUUGAGCCCCAGCCAUUUCAUUACAGUUCUUAGGCAGACAAUUAAAUCAAUUAGGAGCUUUGUUCGGUUGAUGAUCAGUGAGAUGGAAUCUGCAGGGUGGGAUUUAGAUGAAGCAGCCGAUUCAAUUGAAUCGGAUGUCAUGUACUGGAAGGCGAACCACAAAUGUUUCGCAUUUGAGUCCUUUGUUAACCGAGAGAUGUUUGAUGGUUUCAACUACCCGAACUUCUCUCCUCCAAAUGAGACUUUGCUGGAGCGAAAAACACAGCAGCGUCUAUUCUUUGACAGAUUCAUGGAAUUGAAAUCCAUGAAACCAGAGGAAUAUCUUGCCUGGAAGCCUAAAUCAACCUUUGCGAAAUUUUGUCGCUCCAAGUACUUGAGACUUGUUCAUCCGAAGAUGGAAUCAUCGCUUUUAGGCAAUACGAAUCAGAGAAAGUUGGUGAGUUCUAGUGAAUAUCCUGAAACAACCUUCUUUGUCACAUUUGCUGAAAUGGCGAAGCGGGUUUGGCUCCUGCACUGUCUGGCCUUCUCUUUCGAACCUGAAGCCUCAAUCUUUCAAAUGAGGAAAAGGAGUCGAUUCUCUGAAGUGUACAUGGAGACCGUGAACGAAGAAGCAUUCUUAUCAUCUAAUGGCACACCGGAAAGUGAAACUCGUGUGGCUUUCACAGUGGUUCCGGGGUUCAAGGUUGGCAAAACUGUUAUACAGUGUCAGGUAUAUCUAUGUUGAUCUUAAACUUGGAUUGAUCAUUGAUUUGUUGUAUGCAAAGAUCCAAAUAGUCGCCUGAAUUUAUGCCCACGGCAUGAAAGGAUUGAACUGGAGGCCACUGGCUUGAUUGAUAUUCUGAGUAAAAUCGUAGAGAUAUGGGUGCCAUCAGCCAUGGUGAGUGGUUGCUGAGUGUGGGCUUUUUGUCUCGUGUUGAUUUGAAAAGGAAAGUGGGUAGACAGUAGUGUGGGAACAACCUUUGAAAAUUCAUAGAAUCCUAGGGGGUAUUGUUAGCUGUAUAUUAUACGAUUCCUCUAUACCAAAAAGGUGUUUCUCUGUGCCAUUAUAUAUCAACAGAUG